Cyprinus carpio (common carp) is the source of this 2113-nucleotide messenger RNA. RefSeq names its product GTPase IMAP family member 4-like. Gene Ontology annotation, molecular function: GTP binding. The record is from RefSeq and is a predicted model, not a curated record. The transcript is spliced from 4 exons. NCBI's taxonomy places the organism in Eukaryota, Metazoa, Chordata, Actinopteri, Cypriniformes, Cyprinidae. The coding region runs from base 324 to 2015 and encodes 563 amino acids.
GUGGAGGAGGACAUCUGCAGCUUGAUCGUGAAAACGAGGAAUGCUGCUCUAUAAUAUUGCAGCGAUUAGAGCAGAUCCUCAGAGAGAACAGUGAAGAGUUUCUCACAUGUGAGCUGUAUCAUGAUGCACAAGAAACAUUGGUGGAUGAAGAUCAGAGCAGAUCAUCUUCACUCAGAACAGACGAGGAAGAUUCUGAUGGAGCUGCAAGUGGCACCAGACAACAGAAACUGAACUUGGUGUUGUGUGGAAGUGAUGAAACCUUGAAGAAUUCCAUAUCAAAUCUAAUAAAACAGAAGAGAGACGUAGAGCUUCAUGCUCAUCUGAUGAAUCUGGUGGAGCUUCCAGCUCUGACUCGGCUCUCAGAGGAGGAAGUGAUGCAUCAGACUCUCAGCUGUGUGUCUCUCUGUGAUCCUGGAGUUCAUGUUUUCCUCCUCAUUGUUCCUGAUGCUCCACUCAAUAAUGAAGACAAAUCAGAAAUGGAGGAGAUCCAGAGGAUUUUCAGCUCAAGAAUCAACAAACACAUCAUGAUCCUCAUAAUGCAGGAUUCAGAGCAUCAGACAGAACUCAAUGAGGAAACACAGUCUGUCAUCGAGAGUUUCGGAGGGCGACAUCAUUUCUUUGGUCCCAAAACACAAGUGUCCACAUUGAUGGAGAUCAUUGAGCAGAUGCUGGAAGAAAACAGAGGAGUCUUUUUCUCUACAGAGACACUUCUGGAGGCACAGAUGAAAAAACUGAUGAAAUAUGAAGAGAUGAAGAAGAAAAUUCAUUCACUAGAGACAAAUUUACUGUCACAAGUUUCAAGAGAAAACACAGAUAACGAACUGAGGAUUGUGCUGCUGGGGAAAACUGGAGUUGGGAAAAGUGCAACUGGAAACACAAUCUUAGGAAGAGAAGCAUUUACAGCUGAAACAUCUCAAGAGUCUGUUACUAAAGAGAGUCAGAGAGAAUCAUCUGAAAUCAGCGGUCGACGUGUUACUGUGAUCGACACUCCAGGACUGUUUGAUACUGAACUGAGUAAUGAGGAGAUCCAGAGAGAAAUCAGACACUGCAUCUCUUUGAUCCUGCCUGGACCACAUGUGUUCAUCAUUGUGCUUAAUUUAGGACAACAAUUCACUCAAGAAGCAGCAACUUCAGUGACUUUAAUUCAAGAGACAUUUGGUGAGAAAUCUUUAAUGUACACCAUGGUGCUCUUCACCAGAGGAGACGAUCUGAAAGACGAAACCAUUGAGGAGUUUCUGGGAAAACCUGGAUCUCCUCUGAUGAAGCUGAUUGAAGCGUGUGGAAACAGAUAUCAUGUGUUCAAUAAUAAUCAGACUGAAGACCGAACACAGGUGUCUGAUCUGCUGGAGAAGAUAGACAACAUGCUGAAAACAAACGGAGGGAGUUUCUACUCAUGUAAGAUGUUCAGAGAGAUGGAGAGAGCAAAACAAGAACAACAGAUGAAGAUACUGAUGGACAGAGUCAGAGAAAGAGAAGAAGAGAUGAAGAAAGAACGAGAGACAUUUAAACAUGAAACUGAGCAACUGAAGCAAAAAAAAAAGAAACUUCAGAUCAAAUACAACACAGAAACAGAACGACUGAUGAACAGAAUAGAAAAUGAGAGGAAAAAAAGAGAAGAAGAGUUGAAUGAGAGAGAAGAACGAUAUAAAACACUAAUGAAAGAAAAAGAAGAGAGUGAGGAAAAGAUGUGUGAGGAGAUGAAGAGAGAACGAGAGGAAUGGGAGAAACAAAAACUAGAGGAAAAGAUGAGAAGAGAAGAAGAGGAUGAGAGAAGAAGAGAGGAAGAGCAAUAUAAAACAAUGAAACGAAUGCAGUGGGGGAAAUGGAAACAAUAUGAAGUACAGAAAAGAGAACAAGAAAAAAUAGAACAAGAAAAACUGAAAUUUGAACUUUACAAGGAACAACAAAGUCAACUUAGAAAUUUUGGAAUGAUGCGAAUAAGACAAAGAGUUCCUGUCAACAUCCAGGAUACUCCAGUCUCCCGUCUCCCAUUUCAAAGGAUUGUUUCUGGGUAAAACUGGUGUUGGGAAGAGUGCAGCUGGAAACACAAUACUGGGAAGGAAAGAGUUCAGAUCUGAGAUAAGUUGGACUGCAGUAACCCGUAAAUGUUCAG